AGUCUCCUUCCCCCUUUACUGAGGUGGUGAAUGGUCUCUCCCACCCCUCCAAGUGCGCAUGUGCAGGGGAAUUGUGUCGCCCAGCCCCGCCUGCCCCGCGCGGUACGAAUGGUCUCGCUCAGGGCGGGCCAAUCUGACUCCAUCCGGCAGCGCCCGGGAGAGACCAUCUUUCUGAAGGGGGGGGAACAGGUGAAACCAUUUCCCCCCCACCCCGACCUGCAGCCUCUCACGCCUACUUGUAAUCCUCCCUGCCUUGCCGCCGCGAUGCCCCCUGGGGUCUCUCCAGGGCCUGAAGGACCCAGCGCCCCGGCACCGUCGGGCCGGGCUGGUAGGCGGGCACCACCUCCUCCCCGCCGCAGCCCAGGGCUCCCUGAGGCAAAGCGGCGUGGCCGCGCCCGGAGGCUGCAUCAAGAGGUGGCGGAGCUCCAGGACGGGUUACAGCACCUGGAUCUGGCUGCAGAGAAGCCAGUGCCCUCAGGGACAGGCCUUGCUUAUGAUAAGGAGCUCACCAGCUUUCACUGCCUUUGGGACAAGAGUUUCCCUGAGUGCCCAGCCCGGCUGACAUCCAUCUGGACCAAGCUGGUGGAAGAUGGAUUGGUGGAGAGGUGUGUCCCUGUGCAGGCCAGACUGGCUACGGAAGAGGAGAUUCUGCUGGUACACAGCCCCCAGUUCCUGGCCCUCAUGGCCUCAACCGCCGACAUGGAAGAGGGUAAACUCCGCGCCCUCUCAGACACUUACGAUUCAGUUUAUUUGCAUCCGAAUUCAUACCACUGUGCGCGGCUGGCAGCCGGCACUGUCCUGGCUGUGGUUGACAAGGUGCUGAGUGGGGAGCUGAGGAAUGGGCUGGCGCUGAUCCGGCCACCAGGGCACCAUGCACAGCGGGAGCGUAUGGAGGGCUACUGCCUCUUCAACCAUGUGGCCAUCGCUGCCCGUCACGCCCGGGAGCGCCGUGGAUUGCAGCGGGUCCUGAUUGUUGACUGGGAUGUCCACCAUGGGCAGGGAACCCAGUUCAUCUUUGAAGAUGACCCCAGGGUAUCAUACAACACCCCCAGCGUCCUGUACUUCUCGGUCCAUCGCUAUGACAACGGGGCAUUCUGGCCCCAUCUCCCGGAUUCUGAUUCAUCGGCUGUGGGGCGGGGGCAAGGCUGUGGCUUCACCAUCAACCUGCCCUGGAACCAGCCUGGCAUGACGGACGCCGACUACAUCUCCGCCUUCCUCCAGCUCCUGCUGCCUGUAGCCUUCGAGUUCCAGCCCCAGCUGGUUCUUGUGGCUGCUGGCUUUGAUGCUGCCAUUGGGGACCCCAAGGGGCAAAUGUUGGUGUCACCUGCCUGCUUCGCCCACCUCACCCACAUGCUGCUGGCGCUGGCUGGGGGGAAGGUUGUGCUGGCCUUGGAGGGCGGCUACAACCUCCACUCUCUCACUGAGGGGGUCAGUGCUGCCCUGGGGUCUCUCCUGGGAGACCCCUGCCCCCCACUGGCCGGGCCAGCUGCCCCCUGUCCCAGCGCUCUCCAGUCCAUCUCAAAGGCUCUGGGUAUUCAUGCCCAAUUCUGGCCCUCUCUGCAGCAUGUUGAGGUCUCGGCACUUUCCACAGAGGAUGAGGGAGUAGAGGAGGCACUGGGGGAGACAGGGGGGGUCCCAUCCCCAGUGGAGCUGCCCUGCCCAGAGGCUCUGCCUUCCUUGGAGGCCCCACCACCACGCCGCCCCCCCGCCUGUACCGGCUUGGUCUAUGAUGAACGCAUGACCCAGCACUACAACAUGUGGGACAGCCAGCACCCAGAGCGGCCACAGCGGGUGACCCGGGCCCUGAGCCGGCUGCAGGAGUUGGGGCUGGAGCGACGGUGCCUGCGCCUGCCUCCCCGUCUGGCUACUGAGCCCGAGCUGUUGCUGUGCCACAGCCCAGAGUACGUGGCCAGACUCCGGGCCACAGUUGGGCUGCGCCCGCGAGAGCUACAUCGUGCUGGUUCCCGCUACAACUCAGUCUACAUGUGUGGGGAGUCCUUUGAAGCUGCAUGCCUGGCAGCUGGCUGUGUCCUUAGCGCUGUGGAUGCCGUGCUGGCUGGGCAGGUGCAAAAUGCAGUGGCCGUGGUGCGGCCCCCAGGGCAUCACGCAGAGCCUGAUGCUGCCUGUGGCUUCUGCCUCUUCAAUUCAGUGGCCCUGGCAGCCCGCUAUGCCCAGCAGGUGGCUGGCCGGCCCUUGCGGGUUCUGAUUCUGGACUGGGAUAUUCACCAUGGCAAUGGAAUCCAGCAUAUUUUUGAGGAAGACCCCAGUGUGUUGUACAUCUCCCUGCACCGCUAUGAUGCUGGCGCCUUCUUUCCAGGGGGGCCAGCAGGAGGAGCAGGGCAGGUGGGGCGGGGGCAGGGGCGGGGCUACACCCUUAAUGUGCCGUGGGAGGAGCCUCGUGCCGGGGACCUCGAAUACCUGCCUGCCCUGCUGCGCCUCUGCCUGCCUGUCGCUUACCAGUUCAGGCCGGAGCUGGUGCUGGUGGCAGCUGGGUUCGAUGCGGCACAAGGCGAUCCCCUGGGCGGCUGCCUGGUGACCCCCCAGGGCUAUGGCACCAUGGCCUGGCUGCUGGCUACGCUGGCCUGCGGCCGCCUUAUCCUGGCCCUUGAGGGUGGCUACAACCUGGCAGCAACAGCAGAGUCCCUGGCCACGUGCGUCCGGGCACUGCUGGGAGACCCCCCACUGGCCCCACCUCCAGUCCUGGCACUACCCCUGUCUCCACACCCCCAGCCCAGUGCUCUCCAUGCCCUCAGCCUGGCCAGCGCUGUGCACCGUACCUACUGGGCCUGCCUUCGUCUCCAUGUGCCCUCCAUGGACUGUGAUGCCUCUGAGGACAGAAGCCCAGCCCCCCAGGAGGCCCUGCCUCCUGAUGACCUCUCCUCCCUGGGUUCCCUCUCCCUGGAAGACAGGUCCCAGGAGGGGAUGGGCAGCCCAGACUCUGUCCCUGUGGGCUGGACCAGGAGGAAGAUGAAAACAGAGCCUGAGUUGGAAGGGGUGGGGAUUAACCCAGAAGGGGAGGAAGGUCCUCCAGAAGGGGCGGGGCUUGCAGCCCCAGAUUUACCAGAGGAUGCACUCUAUGCUGUGACACCGCUGUCCUGGUGCCCCCACUUGAGCUCUGUAGCACCAGUGCCCCCAGCUGGGCUGGACAUCCUGGCACCGUGCCAGAAGUGUGGGUGCCAGGGUGAGAACUGGGUCUGCCUCACCUGCUACCAGGUGUUGUGCAGCCGCUAUGUGGCAGGUCACAUGGUUGCCCAUGGUGAUGCUUCUGGCCACCCCAUGGUCCUGAGUUUCGCGGACCUCUCUGCCUGGUGCUAUGACUGUGAGGCCUAUAUCCAUCACCCAACCCUUUUGCCGGCCAAGAUCUUGGCUCAUCGCCUCAAGUUCGGCAAUGAGCUGCCUGCACUACUUUGAACCAGGCCAGUCACCAAAGCAUAAUCAUCCCUCACCCCAUCCUCGGACAAUGGACUAACCCAGACUCUUCAAGGGCUAUACACACUGGCAGAAAAACAGCAGCUCAGCAGCCGCCAGGAUGCACUAGCCGCUUUAGGAUUUAAUUCCCCCACAUCUACAUGAGAUCUGUUUCUACCCCAGCCCUAGUUGCCACCAGCAUUAGUUACAUCAAGGAUUAUUGUAAGACCUACAGUAAGCCAAAGGGAGAGGGAGGUGUCUUGUUCCUCCACCACAGCUUUGUCACUUGUGAUGAUGUUACAAUAAAGGUGGGAGGGUGCAGUAGGGUGUGGUUGUCUGUCUCUUCUGCUAGAGGAGGGAUUUACAUGUCCAAGAACUAUGCCUCCCCCCCAGUUCAUCUCAGCCUCAUGGAGCCAAAGGACCCUU
Messenger RNA from Alligator sinensis (Chinese alligator), 3834 nucleotides. RefSeq names its product histone deacetylase 6 (gene HDAC6). The transcript has 27 exons. Gene Ontology annotation, molecular function: zinc ion binding; histone deacetylase activity. The coding region runs from base 31 to 3411 and encodes 1126 amino acids. NCBI's taxonomy places the organism in Eukaryota, Metazoa, Chordata, Crocodylia, Alligatoridae. Gene Ontology annotation, cellular component: histone deacetylase complex. Gene Ontology annotation, biological process: chromatin organization. The record is from RefSeq and is a predicted model, not a curated record.